This is a messenger RNA of Oryzias latipes (Japanese medaka), 4075 nucleotides long. It is a transcript of the gene slc5a6a, whose product is annotated as solute carrier family 5 member 6a. Gene Ontology annotation, molecular function: symporter activity. Gene Ontology annotation, cellular component: membrane. The record is from RefSeq and is a predicted model, not a curated record. NCBI's taxonomy places the organism in Eukaryota, Metazoa, Chordata, Actinopteri, Beloniformes, Adrianichthyidae. Gene Ontology annotation, biological process: sodium ion transport; transmembrane transport.
UCAUGUGACCAUCCAGUGUCUAGAAUGUUCUCUUUGGAUGUGGAAAAACAACAGUGGUGAACUUUAGGAAACUCAUUCUAGUUUACCUGUUUGUUUGCCGUUACUGAUAGAGGUGUCCUGAAGGUGAGGUUUCUGCUCUCGUAGAAAAAUGUCUUUUGGAAGGAAUCUGUGUGGGAAAGGGUCAGUUUUUGGAUCCUAAGCGGAUAAAUGAUUGUGGGAUUUAAGGCUCUGCUCUUUGAUCAAAGCAGCUCUGAAACGUUCCUGGCAGGUGGGUCAAGUUUUCCUCCUAACUGCUCCAGAGAGGAGGAGUGUUCAUGCGUGCUCUGAAGGUUUAUGACCACCUCUGAGCCACACCUUGGCACGGCACGCCGUUCGGCUCCGUUCCGUUAGCCCGACUCCCAUGUCAGCAGGUCGGAGUCCACAGUUCAGCCAGAAAGGCUGCAGGCGUCCAGAUCUUCCUGCAGGACACAGAGGAGACUCCAUGGACGAGCGUCUGACUCUGUGAUCGGCUGAGUGGUCAUGGCAGCAGCGGUGCAGAUGCAGUUCACCAAGGAGGACUACGUCAUCUUCGCUCUGCUGCUGGUGGCUUCCACCGGCAUCGGCCUGUUUUACGCCUUCUCCGGGGGCCGCCAGCGCACGACGCAGGAGUUCCUGAUGGCGGAUCGCUCCAUGAGCUGCCUGCCCGUGUCGCUGUCGCUGCUCGCCACCUUUCAGUCGGCCGUGGCCAUCCUGGGCGCCCCGUCGGAGGUCUACGCCUUCGGCACGCAGUACUGGUUCCUGGGCUGCUCCUACUUCCUGGGUCUGCUCAUCCCAGCCCACGUGUUCAUCCCGGUCUUCUACAGGCUGCGGCUGUCCAGCGCCUACGAGUACCUGGAGCUGCGCUUCAACAAGACGGUCCGUGUGUGCGGGACGGUGACCUUCAUCUUCCAGAUGGUCGUUUACAUGGGGGUGGUGCUGUACGCUCCGGCGCUGGCGCUCAAUGCAGUGACAGGGUUUGACCUCUGGGGGGCGGUGCUCGCCAUGGGGCUGGUGUGUACUCUGUACACAGCUCUGGGGGGGCUGAAGGCCGUGAUCUGGACAGACGUCUUCCAGACGGUGGUGAUGUUUGCGGGCCAGCUGGCGGUCAUCGUGGUGGGGGCCAGCCAGGCGGGGGGCAUGGCAGAGGUGUGGCGGAAGGCGAUGAACGGCAGCCGCAUCUCCGGGCUCGACCUGAACCCAGAUCCUCUGCAGCGACACACUUUCUGGACGCUGGGGGUGGGCGGAGUCUUCCUCAUGCUAGCUCUGUAUGGGGUCAACCAGGCGCAGGUGCAGAGGUACCUGAGCUCGCGCUCCGAGAAGGAGGCCAUCAUGUCCUGCUACGUGGUGUUCCCCUGCCAGCAGGUGGUGCUGUGUCUGGGCUGCCUGAUGGGUCUGGUCAUGUUCGCUCGCUACGGCGAGGACAGCCCCCUGGACAAGGGCUACGUCCAGACCACCGACCAGAUGGUGCUGUACUUCGUCAUGGACGUGUUCAGUGGCCUGCCCGGCCUCUCCGGCCUCUUCGUGGCCUGUCUGUUCAGCGGAGCGCUCAGCACCAUCUCGUCAGCAUUCAACUCCUUAGCAACAGUAACCAUGGAGGACCUCAUCAAGCCUCAGUUUCCCGGCAUGACUGAGACCAGGGCCACCCUGCUGUCCAAGGGACUCGCUCUGGUGUACGGUCUGGUGUGUUUGGCCAUGGCUUACAUCGCCUCCAGAAUGGGCUCCGUGCUGCAGGCGGCCUUCAGCAUCUUCGGGAUGGUGGGGGGGCCUCUGCUGGGACUCUUCUGCCUGGGGAUGUUCUUCCCCUGGGCAAAUCCUGUGGGGGCUGUUGUGGGGUUGCUGGCGGGCCUGGCCAUGGCGUUCUGGAUCGGGAUCGGCAGCUUCGUGAUGCGCAUUUCCUCCACCCCCCCGGCCCCGCCCCUCAACGCCACCCUCCUGCCCCUGUUGGACGUGGGUGGUACUGCAGCCACCCUGUUGAACAGUAGCAGCACCAGGCCCAGCGGCGUGCACGCGCUCUACUCGCUGUCCUACAUGUGGUACAGCGCCCACAACUCCGCCACCGUGGUGCUGGUGGGACUGGUCGUCAGUCUGCUGACAGGACCGAUGAAGGAGAAGGAGCUGACCCCCGGAACCGUCUUCCCGGUCCUGGGAACGCUGCUGUUCUUCCUGCCGGAGCGCUACAGGGAGAAGCUGUGCUGCGUGACCCCCCUGGGUCAGAAGCCUGCAGAGGGCACUGUGCAGCCGUACCGCAGGGCCCAAAGAGACGGGGAGGUCGUGGUUCUGGAGGAGAAAGAGCCGGGCGCCGACGGAGCGCACGUGAAGACAGACGGAGCGCACGUGAACGCGGGGAGCGACGCAGAGCACGGGGAGGCGGGGGUCAGCGGGCCCAAGGAGCCUUCCUGCCAGAUGAGCCCGCACGCCGUGGUGGAGACGGCGCUGUGACCACGCCCACUGCCAUGUCUGAUUCUGAGAGCACGUGCUCGUGCACGCUCAGCCACAUGCACUAAUUCGACCCACACACACCAAUCAGGUAGUUGAUGGAGGGAGAUUUGAUUCCAACUAACCAAGACUAACCGGGUCAGAGGACUAGUGAGGUCAGAUUAGAUUAAGUUAAUUCAGGUAGCCUGUGAGGGGAGGAGCUUCAGGUGGAGGGUGAAGAGCGGCUGUGAUGGUUCACUUCCAGCAGAAAACUCGUCUCAUUGGCUGCAGUGACCCGUCCUGUGGGGGGGGGGGGGUAGUUCCUCUUCCUGGUUCCUCCUGGUUCCUCCUGGUUCCCUCGGGGUUCCUCGUGGUACCUCUUGGUACCUCAUGGUUCCUCUGGGUUCCUCCUGGUUCCUCCUGGUUCCCUCGGGGUUCCUCGUGGUACCUCAUGGUACCUCUUGGUACCUCGUGGUUCCUCUGGGUUUCUCUUGGUUCCUCGUGGUUCCUCCUGGUUCCCUCGGGGUUCCUCGUGGUACCUCUUGGUACCUCAUGGUUCCUCUGGGUUCCUCCUGGUUCCCUCGGGGUUCCUCGUGGUUCUUCGUGGUUCCUCCUGGUUCCCUCGGGGUUCCUCGUGGUACCUCUUGGUUCCUCUGGGUUCCUCGUGGUUCCUCCUGGUUCCUCCUGGUUCCCUCGGGGUUCUUCGUGGUACCUCAUGGUACCUCUUGGUACCUCAUGGUUCCUCUGGGUUCCUCCUGGUUCCUUCUGGUUCCUCCUGGUUCCCUCGGGGUUCCUCGUGGUUCCUCGUGGUUCCUCCUGGUUCCCUCGGGGUUCCUCGUGGUACCUCAUGGUACCUCUUGGUACUUCAUGGUUCCUCUGGGUUCCUCCUGAUUCCUCCUGGUUCUUCGUGUCAUCAUGUCAGGCAGGAUGCUCAUUCUGGAUCACUUGGCCUCAUUCCUGCAGCAUGUUUCUCUGAUCUUCAUCACUGUGUGUUCAUCUCGCCCUUCACCUCCUCAUCGUACCUCCUUCAUCUCAGGGUUCCAGCCUCUCCAAAGCAUAUAGAAGCAUCCUCAGUUCUACCAAAGUCAUGCGUUCCGUCACGUCUGUGUAUAUUUUUGUACGAGACCAGCUCUUCUAUAUGCAGGAGCCAUGACCGCCAUCAUGGCUCCUCCCACCUGAAAUUACUUGAAGUGUUCCUGACAGAUGCCUUCACCGAGCUCAGAGGAGGGGGGCCGUUUAUGAGCUCCACCAAAGCACAGUUCUGAAGUUCUGCCCCCUGCUGGACCGCCUGAAACUGUGACGGGACUUUGGUGUCCACCGUAGCCGUAGAUGGUUGUGGCCUUUGCGUUUCCGUGGCGCUUAGUAAUUUCUCCAAGAAUAAAUAUUGUUUGGAACAAUAUUUAUUUAUGAUGCACAAGAAUUCUGGCUGUUCUUCAUCCCAGAAGCUGAAGCACUGAAGCUCAGGCUUCUCUGCUUCCUCGUGCCUUCAUGCUGGAACCGGUUCCUGCCAGCCCGGAGACGAGCGGCUGCUGUGAUUGGACGGGGGGAUGUGGGUGGGGUCUUUGUGGGUCAGAAGGAUGAUGGUUCUGAUGUCUGUUUGAUGGAAACUUGUUUUUGCAAUAAAACUGCUGAAGAUCAUUGA